CUAAUGAGGUGUCACGGAUAGACGGCACUGAUAUGCGGCACUGAUAGGCGACACUGAUGAUGGGUACUGACUGGCGGCACUGUUGGGCACUGACUGGUGCACAGGUGGGCAGAACUUGUGGGUGGCACUGCUGGGCACCGAUCAUCAGGGCACUGAUGAUCAGUGACCCUGAUGACCGGUGCCGAUCCCUGCUCUAACAACUGCCGGUUCUCGGCAGUACUUUCCUCACGAUCUGACAGCGUGAGGAAAGUGCAGCCGAGAACCGGCACUUGCAUUUCCCUGUGAUCAGCG
Staurois parvus is the source of this 291-nucleotide messenger RNA. Lineage: Eukaryota; Metazoa; Chordata; Amphibia; Anura; Ranidae. The record is from the annotation of a GenBank genome assembly.